Morone saxatilis (striped sea-bass) is the source of this 1343-nucleotide messenger RNA. Its product is annotated as histone PARylation factor 1. Gene Ontology annotation, molecular function: poly-ADP-D-ribose binding; histone binding. Lineage: Eukaryota; Metazoa; Chordata; Actinopteri; Moronidae. Gene Ontology annotation, cellular component: nucleus. Gene Ontology annotation, biological process: DNA damage response; regulation of protein ADP-ribosylation. The record is from RefSeq and is a predicted model, not a curated record.
AUGCGGUUUAACGCGGCGCAGUUGCCGUCGAAGACCCGCAGAAGAAGACGCCGAAGGAGAGACAAGAGGAAGAAAAUGACAGGGCGCGCAAAAAGAAAACCCAAAUCCAGCAAGGAAUCGGGUACAGGCAAUGGGGAGGUGAAGAAAGCCCGUACUGACGAAUCUAAAGCUGCACCACUGUCAGAGGUGGAUUCAGUUAAGCGUGAGGAGAUCAUGCAGCUGUACAAGCUUCAAAUGCCAGAGGAUCUGUACCACUUCUGGGACUUCUGCAAGGAGCUUUGUCCUGACAGCCCCUGUGAUGCUCUGAAAGACACACUGGGCUUGCAGCUGGUCGGCCCUUUUGAAAUUCUGGCAGGCGCUCACAAAACCUCCAAGAAUCCUCAGCCCAACUUCCACCUUCACUGGAGGUAUUUUUAUGACCCACCAGAGUUUCAGACCAUCCUCCUGGGGAGUGAGGACAGUCAGCAUCACAUCGGGUACUACAGAGAUACUCCAGACUCCCUUCCUUCGUUUGUCGCGGAAAAUGAAGCCAAGAAAGGCUACGCUAUCACACAGAUGGGAGACAACGUGUUUGCUGCUGUCCUGCUGUAUCUGUUGAAGAGGAGGAAAGAGAGGGGCAGUAAGAAAGCAGGGGGAGAAGCUUUGGAAAGCUUGGAGACGCAGCUAAGAGACAGGGCAGAGUUGCUGGGCUUGUCUCUAGAGCAGAAGACCAAAGGCAUGAAGCAGAGGGACAAGAAGGUGGUCACCAAGACGUUCCACGGUGCCGGCAUCGUUGUACCUGUAGACAAGAAUGAUGUAGGAUACAGAGAACUACCAGAAACAGAUGCUGGUCUCAAAAAGAUUUGCAAGGCAAUCGCUGAAGCCCGGAACGAUGAAGAGCGCGUCAAAGCCUUUGGACCUAUUCAGGAGAUGAUCACGUUUGUUCAGUUUGCCAACGAUGAGUGUGAUUACGGCAUGGGUUAUGAGCUAGGAAUAGACCUCUUCUGUUAUGGAUCCCAUUAUUUCCACAAGGUUAUCAAGCAACUCCUGCCCAUGGCCUACAGUUUGCUGAAAAGGAAUUUGUUUGGGGAAAUUCUGGAGGCCCACCUCUCCAGUCGCAGCCAUGACGACCUGGACCAGUUCUCUGCACAAUAAAAGAAAUAAUAAAAAAAGACUCAGAAGUACACUUAAGUUCUAGCUCUUAUAAGCUUUUCUCCACCAUUUGUCCUUGUCCCCUGUUGUUUGUCCAUUGUUAUUGUUUCUUGGUGGUUUUGGUGCUGCUGUCAUUGAUUGGAACCAGUUCAAUGAUAUCUUGUUUGUAAAAGGUAGAUGUCUAAUAAAGUAUUUUUAUAUAUUUACCCGUC